Messenger RNA from Coniophora puteana RWD-64-598 SS2, 1633 nucleotides. RefSeq lists its product as uncharacterized. Lineage: Eukaryota; Fungi; Basidiomycota; Agaricomycetes; Boletales; Coniophoraceae. The transcript has 13 exons. The record is from RefSeq and is a predicted model, not a curated record. The coding region runs from base 437 to 1633 and encodes 398 amino acids.
GCCGUGUACUGCUGCUCGAUAACUCCGUGUGAAAGCGUUCAAGAUGCAACAUACAGGUACCUUGCCCAUCCUGCAUACUAACUACCUCAAAACGCCUCGUAUUCGAUCGUUCGAACGAGGAAGUCGUAUGAUUGUGAUGCAGAUGUGCUUAUUUCGAGAGUUUUUGAAGCUUCCGGCACCGACGCAGCUCAGCUUUUUGCGUGGCAACUUGAAGCGCUCACCUAUUCUUGGGCUCGGUAACACGAUGCAUCCCAUACACACGAACUCGUGCGACAACAACGCGGGUGCAUGUGCUCUUAAUGAUGGCCGAGGAGCGGGAUGCUCUCAUUGUGUGUGCUGGUGCCGUUUAUGAAUUGCAGGCGCAGCGAUUCACUAGGAACUGAUUUCCUGCUUUCGAUCUUAUCCCUCAUUUCACCCUCUCACUGAUCUUUCUCCAAUGUACAACUCAUCAGGAUAUAGUCAGGCUACGCAAAUUGAAGAUGAGGCACCGUUCGUCAUAGGAUACGCGCUCUCCUUCGGUUUCAUGGGUGUUUUUCUCGUCCAAGUGUUCACAUUCUCACUACGAGCUCACGGAGACUACAAAUGGGCCAAGUAUCUGGUCACAACGAUAACCAUCCUCGAAACGCUCAUCACUGCUUUCAUAUUUCACGGCUUCUGGAUUGGUGUGAAGGUUUUCGGGUCGUAUCUGUCUGCGGCUGUCACCGGCGACGGGAACAUUCAAGUGUCUUCUGACAUAGCAGUACCCGACCCCUUGUGGUCUUUCAAGGCUCUCGCACCCCUCACGGGAAUUUGCAGUUUCGCCAUGCACGCUUUCUUCUCUUGGAGAAUAUGGGUUCUCCGGAGAACAGCGGUCAUACCAGCAACUAUCAUGGCGUUCUCAACUGUACACCUUGUCACUAUGUCUUACGGUGGGGUAUUGCAGGGUCUGUCGGCGGAUCCCAACGCCGACUCGAGAAUCCCGUUUUACAUCCCUGUAGCUUUUGUAGCCGCCUUGAUCAGCAACACGCUGAUUUCUGGCUUCAUGCUAUCCUGCCUUUCAUUUCAGAGGACCAUGACCAUCUCAACACGUGUCUUGAAAGUGACAGUCGAGAGUGGGUUAAUAACCGUUCCACUGACCGUUCUUGAGCUGGCCCUCGGUAUCGCUGCUCGACAGACGCUAUAUCAUCUUGCAGUUUUCUACCUGACGUCCAAAAUCUAUGCAAUAUGCAUUCUCUCCUCUCUCAACGCACGGGUAUUGGGAACACGGGACAACGACGCGCUAUGGGACGACCUCAACGAAAGCUCGAGAUCAUCGUCUAUGAACUCCAUGUCGACGCCUGCGCAUUAUAUCAACCCUUUCGGAGCCAGUGCUCGUUUGAAAAAACCGGACGCUAAAUCGGGCGCUCAGCUGGUGCAGUCGCCCGCCCCGCAAUCAGCCAACCAUCAUACGCCCGAGGUGACCGAAGUGUUCGGGCCGGGAUAUGUCCGACAUGGUGUUAUUGACCGCUCCUCGUUCACCAAUGAAUCGUCUGGGGAAGGACACCGGACCAAUGUCGGGCAUCGUACACUACACCAUGGGGGCGAGCUGGGGCAGGGAACUGCUGGACAUAGUAAUGCGCUGCUAGUCUCGUACCACCCCUUUCAGAACAUGUAA